CCUGCAGUCGAUAUCGCUCGAUAAAUGGAGGGGCCCAAGAUACGUAUUCUUGUUGAUGUCCCGGCAGUUUCAGGACGCCCGCAAGGGCGUCUGGUGAUUCCGAUAGCAUCAACGCACACGGUGGGCCAGCUUGCCGAGGAGAUCGUGCGCCGGAGAGGAUUGGGCCGAGAGAUAGCAUCCCAGAUUUCGCUGGCCCUUCCCGAUGGAUCUCAGCUCUUUCCUGAAGACCAGGUGGGGGAUGUGAUCCACGCUGAGGAAGUCAUACGUGCAUAUAUCGGGUCAGAGCCCCCAGUUCUGGUUUCACCUCCUCCUGCAUCCGCCGUCGUUGAUGGGAAUGUGGCGCGCACAAAUUCCAACAAUAUCGGAAGAAAGAAGAAUGGAAAUCGCAACAAGAGAAAGUCAAAGGCUUUGCAGCAAGUGCACGCACAACCUACCAGCUCCGCCACCGUCGACAACCCGCCACCUUCCAGGAAACGUGUGAAGAUAGCCGUUGUAACCCCGGAGCUUGCUCGCAACGAUAGGAAUGAUGGGAAUGAGGAGGUGGGAAAGCUCAUGGCAUUCCAGGGUAGUUCCGUUAGUGUCGAUUUGCCCAUGGGUGAAGUGCGCAGAGAGAUCGCCCGGACUCUGGGCUGGCUUGAGAACUAUCCUAUUGCAGCAGAUUAUCACGAGAAUCAAAGUGCGGAAGAAGAGAAGAUUCGAGGGUCAUGUGCAUGCACCGUGGCGAAUCAGAUCUAUUUAGAAGGCCGUUUCGAGCAGCUUCAUUGCUCCAGGGAGAUCAACGGUCAGCGAUGUUUUUUUCAAUGUCGUUAUUCCCAUGCUGCCCUCGGUGACGGAAUACUCCGCAACUCUCUGUCUGAUCUGGCAAGUAUGGAGUGUCCAAUUUGCAUGGAAUUAUUCGGAUUCCCUUGUGAGAAAUGCAUUAUCAAAGCCGGUGAAGAUAAAAGCGCCGCUUCUGGUGCUGAGAAUAUCAGACAUUGUCCUUUGGUGCAGAAUGCCGGGUGCAAGCACAUCUUUCAUGCACAUUGCUAUUUUGCCCGAACAUCAUCCACUCAGGGAUGUCCCGCUGGAUGCCCGAGAUCGUCAUUCUCAGCAGAGGCCGUCCCGUUCGAUAUGCGAAAGCCUCACUUAGUCGUUGUGUAUUCGGGAUCGGUAAUUGAUACGGUCCCGCUGCCUGAACGCUACACGAAUGCAACAGACGAGAUGAUAAAUCUUGAUGAGUCUGAGUUGCUUGCCAUCCUUACUAAUAAGUAUGCACACUUCGGCCAUGGGCUCAGCGUCAGAAUGUUUGGCAGGGCAAACACCGGAGUGGUGUCGUUCCGACACUCGACAAUCGUGUCCAUUUGCUGUGCUUCUCGUCAUGACGAGCCAGAUGGAAUACGUCGCUUCGAGCUAAAUGGCCCCUACCGCCCCGUGACUCGAUCACAAGCUUCACUCUACUUACACACUGCGUCGUCGCCAAUAUUCAACCAGUCAUCUGCUGUUUCCAUCGAAGAUCUGGGCCUGGAUUCUGAGAUUCCAAAUGGUGGCCAGCUCACGCUGUACGUCACAAGAGGGACUAAAAAUGAGGAACCGGACGGGAAGAGAGUCGGAAAGGCGGCAGUGUACACGUACCGAGAGGAAUGGCAACCAUCCGUUGGGCAAAGUGAUCGCGGCAUGGCAACGUUCUUAUCUUCUUUGCUAGUCUUCGCUAAUUAUCUAUCCACCGCGGAUCAGAAUACAGAGCAGCAGAAUAUGAAGCACAGAAUGCUUCAUCACCUCCUUGCUUUGACGUGCUUUCCUCCCGCGGUCCGGUCGUUGUACAUCUUGAUACAGAAUGAGACGGUACAACCAGAAGAAAUGCGAGCAUUAUCAGACACAAUGUAUCACCUUGCAUUAGAUGUCGCGCAUCCGCAGAUCACCAAAGGUGAUACCUCAAGAGUAUUCGAAGGUGCUCGAAUAAUGUUCGGGGUUCUUAUCGAACGUACCAAACGAAUCUUCACCCUGCCGCAACAUGAUCAAGAGAUUUCCACAAUUCCUGUCUUCCAGGAUGUCACCCUUGCCUGCGAGCUAUCUGGAGAGCCGUUGAGGGAUCCCGUAGCCUUUGGAGGUCGGAUAGUUGAGCGCAAUGCAGCCAACGUCAGGCAACAAGGAGGUGCUCUAUAUAAUCCCUCAGAGCCUAUUCCGGUGAUCGAGCCGGCCUUGCCAAGCUUGCGGCCGCUAAUCCUCCAAAUCGCGCGAAGGUCGCUGAAGCUCCCAGUGCUCAAUAAGGCAAUCCCACGCGUUACAGUCCUGUCUCGAAGGCUCAAUAGCUUGCAUUUGGCCGCUGCCAUCGACAUGGCCAAUGUCGAGUUGCAGAUUCAUGCGCCUCUGAGCUUGCAUCCUCCUGUGACUACACCCUCAUUAACGCUGGACCAGGCGGGGUAUAACGCUGUGUACGUUUCACGUGGCGGACCAUGUUCGCCUCCAGGCGAGGAUGUUUUUCUCUUGAGACCAUGUCAUGGAGGAGAGGUUGGAGUUGACGUUAAUACACUCGCUGUCGGCCUGCAGCCAAUCAUUGAGGCGCGCAAACGGGCAGGUGAAUGGGACAUUGAUGCCUUUGGCAGUGCCAGGAUGGAUCGUGUUGACACCAGGGACAUCGAGGAAGCCAUUGUGGUCGCCUUAGAUAUAUCUCGUUCUAUGGAAGAAAACUUCAAUCCGGAUGACGAUUUCGAAGAGCAGAAUGAUCCAGAUGAAGCUGCUUUGAAAUAUGUUCGCGAACAAAUUGCCGCACGGCAAGGUAGAGGAGAAAUACAAGCUGCUCUGACUCGAGCGAAGGAGCAUCUCAUCAACUUGGAUUGUAUGCCUAGCAUCGUCCGGCAUGUCUAUCAUGGACAGGUUGCGACACAGAGGUCUUGGUGGGGUAACGACAAUAACAUCUCCAGGAGAGAAAGAGUUGAAGCAGUCAUUGAUGAGCUAAAGGUUUUGUACAUUCGUCAACACUGGCAGAUGAGCCAGUCCGGUAACAAUUGUGCCACGUCGAUGUUGCAUAUCUUGGAAGACUUCAUCGCCGCGACGGAAUAUCCUGCUAUGAAAGACCAGCUUGUCGAGCAUCUGAUGAAACAGGCAGCCACUGCUCGUGAAGUCUCUAGUGUUCGCACUGCACGUAAUAUACCGAUGAAUCUAAUUGACCCGUUGAGUGGCGAAAUCUUCCGGGAUCCUGUCCAAGCAAGCGAUGGACUCGUCUACGAGCGUAGCAGUAUAGAGGCAUGGCUCAAGGCUCACAAUACCUCACCAAUGGACCCGACGGUGGAACUGAACCGUGGUUACGACUUGAUGCCAAUGAGAAGCAUCCAACGGUCUGCUCUUGAUUUCAGGAAUGGGAGGCCGCGGGCUUUCUUGCAACCACAAAAGCCGCUCCUCGUGAAGAUCCGCCAUUAUAGUCAAGAAUAUCUGUACAUUGCACAUCCGCGACCGAAAUCAUUGCUCUCUAUCUUGCUGGACGAGUGGUCUUUCUGGGACCGUAAACCAUCUUCAACGAGAAUGUGGCACGGACUGAAGGAUUAUGGUGACGGCAGCAUGCGUGGCAGUGCUCUCAUGCCUCAGACCCUGACCUCCAGUCUAAGUUCCGAAACGGAACAAAUAGCGGGUAAAUUGCCAGCCGAUUCGCUGACUUUGGAUCGCCGCGCAUGGCAUCAUAUAGCCUCAGGUUCAGAGCGGCUCCGCGCGGAUUCCCGAUCACUGAGCAGAUUAGACAUUGUCAAACAAGCAUUCGAAGCUUUCGUCGACAAGUCGGAGGCAUUCAAUUAUCCGGUGGCCAUAGGGAUAGUCACAUUCGGAAAAGAAGUUCGUGAAGUCCAACCGAUUACGCUCCUCAAAGAAGAGUUCCGCAAUACACUUCAAAAUGUCAAAGCCGACGGCGACACACCUCUUUUCGACAGUCUUCAUGUCGCACAUACUAUGCUGGAAAGGUUCAAGGCGGAGCAUCCUUCCGCCGCAUCGAGAAUUAUCUGUUUGACGGACGGAGUGGAUGUCAAUUCGAAGAUUAAAAGUCACGUCGUUACUGCCCAACUGCAGAGGUCCAACGUUAUUGUUGAUUCCAUCGCGAUGCAAACCGGCGGACUCAGGAACAUUCUGCAUCCUAUAUCUGUGGUCACUGGAGGAUACUCCUUCAAGGUUGACACGCUCGAGAAUGCCUUGAAUAUCGUUGCACUCGAAACUGUUCUUUGGUCCAAGGAUCGGGUUCCGCGACCUCCCAAGCCCGUCGUGAGUCAGCCAUGGCAGCUUAUGAAGUAUAACGACACGUGGACAUAUCCUGUGGACGUUGUGACCGCUGAAACAUGCCCUCAACGCAAGCCACAUGCUCGCCUUCACGAGCCGCUGCGAGCCGCGCAGAAAGCUGCAGCACGGAGCAUUCCGCCGUCGACUGACAGACAACGGCGUCUUAUGCAGGAAAUUCGCAACAUUGUUAACUCACCACAUCCGGCAAUUGACAUCUAUGCUGGCGAUGAUCUGGCGUUCUGGAAGGUUGUCAUAGAGGCUCCUCAUGGGUCCCCUUACGACGGCGGUACAUUUUUGGCGUACGUUGAUUUCGGCGAGAGCUAUCCUCAGGUGGCUCCGGAAAUUCGAUUCAUAACUCCUAUUCUGCACCCCAACAUCAAUCGUCACGGGAAAGUGUGCCAUGCUGCAUUGGACAGAGGCUGGCUUGUCGACAUGACAAUGAGCGUCAUCUUGCAGAUUCUCUACGGCCUCCUGCUAACCCCUGAUACGGAUAACCCACUGGAUUUGCAUGCAACGAUGGAGUACAAUGAUGACACCGGUCAACACGCUCUGAAGGUUCAUGAGAUGGUGAGAAAACACGCCUCGAAAACAAGGCGAGACUGGCGGAACGAAUUAGGUGGAGGUAAUUGAUCUUUGACCAGCUCGCGCUGUAAGGUCCCUGUAGGAAGCACGAUUGAGAAGUUCGGUAUUUCUUUCGUUAGCGUGCAUCAUGUAUUUCGAAAUCCUGUUAAUAUUUAGUAAAGCUUGGAAGCCUCCCCG
Messenger RNA from Laetiporus sulphureus 93-53, 4995 nucleotides. RefSeq lists its product as uncharacterized. Gene Ontology annotation, molecular function: ubiquitin conjugating enzyme activity. The record is from RefSeq and is a predicted model, not a curated record. The coding region runs from base 25 to 4866 and encodes 1613 amino acids. NCBI's taxonomy places the organism in Eukaryota, Fungi, Basidiomycota, Agaricomycetes, Polyporales, Laetiporaceae. The transcript is spliced from 42 exons. Gene Ontology annotation, biological process: protein polyubiquitination. Gene Ontology annotation, cellular component: nucleus.